Messenger RNA from Astyanax mexicanus (Mexican tetra), 5358 nucleotides. RefSeq names its product tsukushi small leucine rich proteoglycan homolog (Xenopus laevis) (gene tsku). The transcript has 2 exons. NCBI's taxonomy places the organism in Eukaryota, Metazoa, Chordata, Actinopteri, Characiformes, Acestrorhamphidae. The record is from RefSeq and is a predicted model, not a curated record. Gene Ontology annotation, molecular function: protein binding. The coding region runs from base 198 to 1244 and encodes 348 amino acids.
CACACACACUCUUUUAAACACAGCCAGCAGGGUAGAGGGCUGGGCUGUAGCUGCUGCUCUGUGGAUAAAGCAGAUUAAAGGGAGGUGAGGACGGGUAUGAUACUGAGAUGAAGGAGAAGAUCCACGGCGGAAGAGUGUAGGAGCUGCUGGAGAGAGUGAAGAGCAGCAGGAGGAGGAGGAGGAGGAGUGUGAGCACCAUGGUGGCCUUCCUGUGCCUCACCCUGUCCUCUCUGCUGGCUCUGGCGACUGCAGGAGAGGUGAAGAACUGCCACCCACAGUGCCGAUGUGAGGUGGAGAGCUACGGCCUGUUCGACAGCUUCAGUUUGACCAAGGUGGACUGCAGCGGCGUGGGUCCAGGAACUGCUCCCGUCCCCAUUCCUCUGGACACGUCCCACCUGGACCUGUCCGACAACUCCAUCAGCUCCAUCACUGACUCCAUGCUGUCUGGACCAGGCUACACCACCCUGGUCAGCCUUGACCUUAGCAACAACCUGAUCUCCAAGGUCAGCCCGCAGGCGUUCUCCAAACUCCGCUACCUGGAGACGCUGGACCUGAGCCAGAACGCUCUGGAGAGCCUCGGAGACGGCUGCUUCUCCGGGCUUCCGUUGGCCGACGUUGACCUCAGCGACAAUAGAAUGCAGGUUUUUAACCUGGAUCUCUUCACCACCAGGGGCCAGGAAACCCCGAUUGCUGUAGAUCUUUCCAAUAACCUCCUCACUGCAGUCUCCAGAAACCCGCAAAGCCACGCUCCGUUUAUUAAGAGCCUGGCGCUGGCGGGAAACAGGCUGAGGAUGGUGCCCAAACUUGCAGGAAUUCCCCUGCAGUAUCUGAGCCUGGAUGGAAAUCUCAUCACCAGCAUCGAGCAGGGCGCCUUUGAGGAGAUGAAAGAUCUCGUCUACCUGUCUCUCAGCGGCCUGACGGAGCUGUCGACGAUACAGCCCGGCAGCUUCCGAGGCCUGAGGAACCUGCAGGUCCUGGAUCUCUCCAACAACCCUCAACUCAAGGGUGUAAGCCCAGUAAUGUUCAGCGGACUGACUUCCUUACAGGAGCUCAAUUUGUCCAAAUCUGUCGAAACACCUUUGCCUGUGACCGUCUUCGACCACAUGCCAAGCAUUAAAAGUUUAACUCUGGGGCCAAACAUGCAUUGCUGGAAGACACACAAACCGGGUCAGUUUCAUAGACAGAUAGGACAGGCUAAGGCUAAUGAUAUACUUACCUGUGAUGUUGCUGGAAUUGUCUUAUAAGGUAAAUAUAGAAUUGUUAUAUUUGUAUUAUUAUUUUUAUUAAUUUUUCCAAGUUUAUGUGCCUUAUUUCACUCAGGCCAAGAUUUUACCUUAUGCCUGGCAAAGUCAACCUUGUUCACCAUCAGUCAAGAUAGCACAGAUUUUUUGGUAUUAUAAAUUCUAAUAUGCACAGGUUACGGACAAAAGUAUUAAAAUGAGUUAAUCCCACUUCUGCUGUAGAAAGGAUCCCUACUGUCAAGGAAAGGCUUUCUACUAAAUUUUGAAGAGCUGUGAGGCUUGCUGUGAGGAUAUAAUUGCAUUCAGCGACUUAAGCAUUGGUGAGGUGAGAUGAUGAUGAUGAUCAUCCCACCUCAUCCAAAAUACUACAACGUUUGCAAUAAGAACAUAGUUCCACUGCUUAACUAGUUCUACAGCAUAAAUCAAGCUCUGGAAAAAAAUGAAGAGACCACUUCUGACCAGUUUCUGAAUCAGUAUCUCUGAUUUCUCCCAAAUUUCAAUUUCAAACCUCAAAUAAUGCAAAGAAAACAAGUUUAAAUUCAUAAAGUUUUAAGAGUUCAGAAAUGAAUAUUUGGUGGAAUAAUCACAGUUUUUUUAUUCAUCUCGGCAUGUUCUCCUCCACCAGUCUUACACACAGCUUUUGGAUAACUUUAUGCCUUUACUCCUGGUGCAAAAAUUCAAGUAGUUCAGCUUGGUUUGAGAGCUUGUGAUCAUCCAUCUUCCUCUUGAUUAUAUUCCACAGGUUUUCAAUUUGGUAAAAUCAAAGAAACUCAUAAUUUUAAGUGGUCUUUUUUCCAGAGCUGUAUAUACCCCUCUAGCCAAUGCCUGGCAUCAUGUUUAUUUUUUUCCUUUUUUAGAGUCUAGAGAGACGUUCAGAAACAUGUGGACGUACAGUAUAUAUAUAUAGUACUAGUAGUUCUACAGAGGCUCCCAUGCACUUUAAACAGCACACCAUUUAUACUCUUAAAAACAAAGUUGCCAAAGUUUCAGUGUUUUGGUGCAACAACUCAGGAGAACCAUUUUGUGUUCCCUAAAGCAGUGGUUCUCAAACUGGGUCUAUUCCAGUCCAACAAUGACAAGUUAUAUUUUUUAUGAUUUAUUGUUCCAGAAAUGACUGAGAUAAACAAUAUUUACUGUCAUUUUAAUACCAAACAAUAAUGUUAUGCCACUGAUAUAAUGACAAUAUCAAAGCAUAAUUAUGCAUUCGCACACCACUUUUAAAGAGCAAUGAAUAGCAAUGAAUUACUUAGUAAAUCAUAAUAAAAAUUGUUUAAAUAAAGUUGACUUAUCAUCCCAUCUACAUUAAUAGGGCAUUAUUGAGGUCUGAAAAAUAUUAAAGGUUUAUUAAUGUUUAUGUAUUAUACCAGACAAGGCCUAACUAUAGAGGACUUUUAUUUUGAAAAUUGAUUUAUUUAAAUAGUGUAUUACGCCACAAAUCCCUUUUUUAGUCAAAGUACUAAAGGUUCUAUUCUAGUUCAAUUGAUUGUUCCAGAAAUGAUUGAGAUAAACAAUAUUUACUGCCAUUUUAAUACCAUACAAUAAUUUUAUGCCACUGAUAUAAUGAAAAUAUCAUAGCAUAAUUAUGCAUUUGCACACCACUUUUAAAGAGCAAUGAAUAGCAAUGAAUUACUAAGUAAAACAUAAAAAAAAUAUAAGGUUUUAUAAAGUUGACUUAUCAACUCAUUCACAGAAAUAGGGCAAUAUUGAGGUCUAUUUUUUUAUAUAUAAUACAAUACAAGGCCUAACUAUAGAGGACUUUUAUUUUGAAAUUUGAUUUAUUUAAAGAAGAGUGUAGUACUGCACAUUCCUCUUUUAGUAAAAGUGCUAAAGAUUCUAUUUUAGGUUCUAAGUUUUUCCCACAACAAUGAAAGUUAAAAACUAUUUUUGUUGAUCUGUUGUUUCAGAAAUAAUUGCGAUAAAUGAUAUUAUUGUCAAUUUAAUCUAUUUUUAUGCCACUCACUGAAAUUAUGCCGCAAUAAUGCAGUUAAACACUACUUUUAAAGAGCAAUAAAUGUUUAAUUAUUAAACUUCGGAUGUUUGAAUUAAGUAAACAAAUCCUAUAUAAAUAAAACAUAAACCAUUGGUUUUAAAAAGUUGACAUACCAGCUCAUUCACAUUAAUGGGCUCUGCAAAAACAGGUUAUAUGUAAGGUUAUGCGCAUAUAUUGUAUCGUAUUGUAUUUAAAGAGUUUAUCUCUGCACAUUCCUCUUCUAGUCAGAAUGCUAAAGUUCUCGCUGUUUCUAACUUGAAUUUUCUUUUUUUUUUUUUUUUUAUCCAUAUUUUUGAAGGGUGUUGGAAGGGUGCUGUCUCUGUGGAGGAGCCCCAGGCCACACAAGAACCACUUUAAACUUUGAAACCAAAGCCGAGUUUUGAAUGAAACCAAUGUGAAGUGCCUUAACCUGACAUCCUGCACAUAUUCCUGUAGGCUACCCUGACCUGGAGCGGACAGUAACAGAUAAGGUUUAGGGAUGAUGAUGAUACGGAUGAACUUGUUUUGGAGAAUGUUUGCACAUGUAGUUUAGUAAUACUGAAAGACUGGAGGUAAAACUGUGCUGAGAUCAGUUGCAUACACAGUUUGUUUUACCUGCACGCACUGCUGGUUUUGAAUAAUCUAAGAUCAAGGUCAAAAUGGUUGUAAAACUGGUCAUACUGCCUUUAAUGGUAGACUUGACCUGGCGUAGUGUAUGUUGCCGUUGAUGCUGAUUAACCAGCGAGGUCUUGCUGGGCAUGCUGGUUGACAAGCAUAGCCUUGCUGGUCAUGUCGGUUACCCUAUGUGGUCAAGCUUGGUAAAACUGGUUGUUUAGCUUGGUCAGGUUGAUCAUACUUGAAGUCCAGCUAAACCAUCAAACCCAAACCCAAAAAAUAUAUAUAUACCCUAUGGUUUUAUUUCAGAUGGCCCAAUCCCAUUUCACCCCUUGGUUCUACCACUUAGCUCUACCCCUCUGUUUUGAGUGUGCACAUCUAGGGGUAGGGUGUCCUGAGUAUUAUAAGAUUGAAGGGAUAGAGGGGGAAAUGAUAGAGCUAUAUGACCCUUCAAACUCAUUUUUAGAGGCACACUCAACAUAGAGGACUAUGAGAAUCGCUGGCAAAAUGGGAGAAACAAGCGACCAAAGAAACCCACAAAUUGUGUAGUUUUCCUUGUAAAAAAUAAAGUCUGUUUUCUUCAUAAAACAAACUUAAAAAUUGAGCAGUUCUAGUAGUUUAAAUUUGUUCCAACAGCUAGGUAGCUUGCUAGCUAACUUUCCUGCUCCACCUUAAAUGGUGCAAACAGAUGGCAAAGGCUGCAGCAUUUUUAAUGUGGGUUGGAAAAUAAAAUAAAAGCCAAUUUCCGAUCCCCAUCACAAAGGAAUUAAGAAAAAAAAAAUCAAUAAUAAUGAAUUGAUGCACCAUCUGCCAGCUUUCGGAAGACAUACGAUGCUCUAAAGUUAACACGAUAUUCAGCAGCUAGGUUGCUGAACUUUAGCGCUCCACUGUUAUAGUUAUAUCUGUAUUCAGUGCUUAAAAGGUUGUUUCCCAAUUCUUAGGGGGAAGAUUACACUCGAAAACAAGGAGUAGGGUUACUAAAGAGAAAUGGGAUUGGGCCCAAGACCCUCUCACACAUUUUAAACAGGUUUUAGAAAUAAUUCUAAAUUUACAUUAAUCAUUUUAGAGGUAAUUCAAAUUGUAUGAAAUGAAUAGAUGCAACUGAUCUCACCACGGAAGUGUUUACUUUCUGUGGCAGGUCAUUUGAAGCUAAAGCAUAAAUUAAAACAUUAUUUUAUUAGAAUGGAUAUCUAUAUUGUAUUAUUUUUAUUAAUGUUAAGAAUAUUCCAAAUGAUGCAUGCAUUGGAAAAGAUGUGAAAGACGAAGACUGUGGACCAUUUUUAAUAUUAAUAUUUUUUGUAGAUUACGUAAUCAAAGUAAUCAAAAUUUAAUCAAAUUUAACUGAAUUUUUUCAGAUUAUAUUGUGAUUCGUUUGACACUCAUAUGUUACAGCCUUUUCCAUGCACUUGACGUGUUUUGCACUUUGUUUUCUGUUGAGAUUGUAUGAAAUGAAGUCUUUCUGUUGUGUACAGAGUUGUAUAUUAUGUUUGUACAAAGAUGAAUUAAUGCAUUCAAUAAAUACUAUAAAAUGGA